CGAUCUGCGCAGUGCGGCACGAAGAACAAGCCGAAUGUUUUUAUUUUGGCAUAAGACAGGAAGUUGUGUCAUGGCAGCUCCUUCUGUACCCCGACGUUUAAGUUAUGCUGUAUUAUAAUGCGCUUUCAUACACUGAGAGGACAGCAGUGUGAUUUUAGUGAAGUAAUGAGAUGACACGACAGCGAUCAUAUGCAAACUUCACUACUGCGUAGAUCUACUUUAAUCAGUGAACUAUGGGCAACGGAAUGAAUAAGAUUGUUGAUGGUCUCUAUCUUGGAAAUAUAAGAGACUCCGAGAACAGAGAAAAUCUGUCUCGUCAAGGCAUCACCCACAUCCUCUCUGUGUGCAACAAUGCCAAGCCUGUAUUACAGGACAAGACCUAUCUGUGCAUUCAUGCAGCUGAUGCUUCCAGCCAAAAUCUGUCUCAACAUUUUAAAGAGUGCAUACGCUUUAUCCACGAGUGUCGACUCAAUGGAGGGGCGUGUCUAGUUCAUUGUCUUGCUGGAGUGUCUCGCAGCACAACCAUGGUGGUGGCUUACCUCAUGACCGUCACCAGUUACAGCUGGGAGGAGUGUCUGUGCGCCGUAAAGUCUGUGAGAUCCUUUGUGGGCCCAAAUUACGGCUUUCAACAACAGCUGCAGGAGUUUCAGAUGAAACAGGUUUCAGAGUACCGGGCGUGGCUGCGGGCCAGCUACAGACCUAGUCCCUUUAAAGACCAGGAGCAGGUUCAAGCUUUACUGAGUUUAUACACCGAGCAACAGCAGCAGGCCCAGCAGCGUGAAGAAGAAUGGUUGAAUCAGUCCUCUAGUACCUGCACACUGCCCAACAACAAAUACAGCAGACCAGGCAGCAACAGUUGAAAGAGGUGCUCAUGCCCGUCCUCCAGAGUUCAACGGCUUUAUCCUCUGCUGCACAGUAACGCCACAUCGGACGAGACAAAUGAAAAAUCAAAUCGGUUACACUAGACCCAAAUGUGCAUGUAAUGUCAAAACACAGAUUGGCGUAAUCAAUGUAAUUGAAGUGAAAAGCAACAAAAGAUUUUUCGUUCUCUUUUUUUGGAAAUAGCACUAAUAAAUGUAUUUCAUUAACUGUGCUGCCCAGUUUCUUGAGUGAGUUAUCUUGAGUUUUUUUACCCUUUUAUCACAAAACCACAUACAACAUAUAAGAGGUCCAUGGUUUGGUAUGUUAUAAAUGUUUCUUGUCAUUUACAAGUUAUGGACUGCUGUACUUUAUGAACAUGAAAAUAAACAACAAUACACAAUUUGUUUGUAUUUAUAUUUUAACAUACAGUCAUAUGACUUUUUAGAUCCUAGUUUAGUUCCUUUUUUGAAAUGUUGGUCUAAAUAGAUAUUACAUAUAUUGGAUAUUCAUGCUAUAUUUGCAUAUCAUAUUAUUUUAGAUCUUGCAGGUGGUUUCAAAUAAACACUGUGUAUACUUA
Triplophysa dalaica is the source of this 1438-nucleotide messenger RNA. It is a transcript of the gene dusp22a, whose product is annotated as dual specificity phosphatase 22a. Gene Ontology annotation, biological process: positive regulation of JNK cascade; protein dephosphorylation; transforming growth factor beta receptor signaling pathway. Bases 234 to 860 code for a protein of 208 amino acids. Gene Ontology annotation, molecular function: protein tyrosine/serine/threonine phosphatase activity. The record is from RefSeq and is a predicted model, not a curated record. The transcript is spliced from 7 exons. Lineage: Eukaryota; Metazoa; Chordata; Actinopteri; Cypriniformes; Nemacheilidae. Gene Ontology annotation, cellular component: cytosol.